GACGUCAUUCUGGCUACAUCCGAGGAAAUGAGGUAUAAAGGUACUUUCGAAACUUUGAAAUUAAGAAAUCAGAUGGAGAGAACAGCAUUGGAAAACGGUCCAAAGUUGAUCAUACAAGAAAUGCAAUAUCAAGAAAAAUGCAAAAAGCUUAUUGAAAGCAUCAUAGACGAAAAAGAGCAAGGUCAGAUGAUGAUAAAAGAAAGGGAAGCUCAGGUAGCCAGUUUGAAAGACUAUCUGAAGGAGCAGAAGGUUUUGAGAGCGUACGAGAUGUCCUACAUUAAAAAAUUCUCUGAAGCCUCUCUCGAACAACUGAAGAAAAUGAAUGAUAAACAAAUUUGGCUGUUGCAAGAAGACGAACGAAAGGUUCAACAGCUGAUUGAGAAUGACAUUAAAGCAAACGAGGUGAUGGAGUCCUUUUUGAAGAAAGAAAUUGAAAGUUAUCAGGAGUUGUUGAAUUGGUGGACAAGCAAAUAUGAAAUCGAUGUGGAAAAGAAAACAGCUGAACUGAAGGAGCUGAAGGAACGUCGGGAGAAAGAUUUGGAAUGGCAGGAGACUUUGAAAAAACGAAUCGUGGAGUACGAACAAGUGAUAGAAGAUGAUAGGCGUAUGAAAGCAAUAAAGCAAGCCGAGGAAGACUUCAUGAAGUUACAAAAUAAGAAAGCUAUUCAGAUCCAGGCGUGGUGGAGAGGACUGAGAGUAAGGAGAUGUUUGGGACCUUUCAAAAAGAAGAAACAAAAAAAG
Molecule: messenger RNA, 741 nt
Organism: Helobdella robusta
Lineage: Eukaryota; Metazoa; Annelida; Clitellata; Rhynchobdellida; Glossiphoniidae
Exons: 3
Biological process (GO): cilium organization
Cellular component (GO): cytoplasm; motile cilium
Molecular function (GO): protein binding
Source: RefSeq, a predicted model, not a curated record